This is a messenger RNA of Colletotrichum acutatum, 1751 nucleotides long. Its product is annotated as Alpha/Beta hydrolase protein. NCBI's taxonomy places the organism in Eukaryota, Fungi, Ascomycota, Sordariomycetes, Glomerellales, Glomerellaceae. The coding region runs from base 95 to 1474 and encodes 459 amino acids. Gene Ontology annotation, molecular function: triacylglycerol lipase activity. The transcript has a single exon. Gene Ontology annotation, biological process: lipid catabolic process. The record is from RefSeq and is a predicted model, not a curated record.
CAGAUUUUCUCGAAUUUCCAGAUCAUCGAGCUCUUCAUCUCUGCAAUAUCUGUCUUCAUCUCCUCCCUCUCUUUUCGGAAUAAGUCCUUUCUUCAUGAACAUGGCUAUACGGUCCCUCGCCCUCGGGUGGUUAGCCAUCUCGUCACUUCAAAUUAGCGCCCAAGCCUUGGACUUUCGCAGCAACUGUGAUGAGGCCUGCGAAGCUGCGUACCGUUCGUCACUCGCUAUCGAGACCAAGGACUGGGUCAAUGUAGACGUCAACGUCGAUCCCUUCUACGCCAACCCAUCGAACCUCUCUGACUAUGCCGUCGGAGACUUGGUCAAAUGGCAAGACCUCACGGGCACCCAAGCCGCCAAGAUCUGGACUGUCCCCGCCGGCAUGUCCCUCUCCCGCUUCUUCUACAUGAGCGAAGAUAUCGACGGCAAGCCGCUUCCCGUUACCGCAUUCGCCCUGCUCCCAUGGUCGAACCCCCAGGGGAAAGAUAAGCCCUUCCGUACCGUCGUCUGGGCCCACGGAACCGCGGGCUACAGUCGUGAGUGUGCGCCGACCAAUCAUAGAGGACUCUACUAUGAGUGGGAGGCGCCCUUCAUCCUCGCCCAGGCAGGUUACGCUGUCAUCGCACCGGACUAUGCUGGCCAAGGCAGUGACAUUUCCCAGGGCUUCAUGUACGAAUCGGGAGCACUUCAUGCUGCUGACGUCAGCCACAGCCUCCAGGCAGCUCGCAAAGCCCUUGGUGAGCGGCUGUCCAAGGAAUGGGUCGUAGUUGGACAUAGCGAGGGUGGCUUGACUGCGUGGCGCACCAACGAGAGAGAAGCAAAGGCUGGAAAGGCCACUGGCGGAUUCAUCGGUGCAGUGUCGGUUGCGCCUGCGCUUCGGCCCUUGUCACUCAUCCCCGAGUCAUUCCGCCGCGCGGCUGGAGGCCCCGUAGGAGAUGUGGUAUCCGUCUACUUCCUCCAGUCUCUAUCAAAGCUCUUGAAGUCGAUCCGGAUAGAAGACUACGUCAGCGAUAUUGUUGCCAGCCGCAUUCCUCUGUCAAACCAGGGAUGUCUCAAGACCGGCGGUACUAUCUACGGCAGCCUGACUGAGACUCAGCUGUACAAGAAUACCAGCUGGCUGACACACCCCGAUGUGAUUGACUGGCAAGAGCGCUACAACGGAGCCGGCGUACACCAGUGGGCAGCCCCCAUGUUGGUUGUCCAGGGGACCAAAGAUAUUCUCACUUACGCCGAGACUAUGGAGCAGGACUUUGAUGCAACUUGCAAGGCCUUCCCCGAGUCGCCUGCGGAGCUGCUCUUAUAUCCUGAGCUCGGUCAUGAUCAGGCUUUCCAGGCGUCGCAUGUUGACUAUCUGGCUUGGGUUGCGGAUCGGUUUAACAACGUCUCCGUUUCCUCUGGUUGCAGCAAGAGGACGAUUGAGCCUGCGACCAACCACCCCUCGCUCAUCCACCAAACUUGGCAAGGAUCUCCUCAGUAAUUGAUAGUCGAUGAGUGGCUUGCAGAACAAAAAGCUCCUAGAUAGGAUAUGUACUGGGCCAAAGUGGUUGUGUAUUCCUCGGAUUCUCGGAGAGGUCGUGUCUGUUUGCUUCAACGGCCAUAGACGUCUAAGAUUUCUUUUCUUCUUGUACAUAUUUUGAUCUCGGUCGACACUUCAAACCGACAAACUCUCAUGGAACAGGUCAUUCCUAGACCAUGAUGUUACCUUCAUAGAUGGAGUUCUUCGAAAUCAAUGAGGUCCCAAAUGAAAAUAAUCG